Bufo bufo (common toad) is the source of this 2235-nucleotide messenger RNA. RefSeq names its product gastrula zinc finger protein XlCGF26.1-like. Bases 540 to 2084 code for a protein of 514 amino acids. The record is from RefSeq and is a predicted model, not a curated record. The transcript is spliced from 4 exons. Gene Ontology annotation, cellular component: nucleus. Lineage: Eukaryota; Metazoa; Chordata; Amphibia; Anura; Bufonidae.
GGCUUGGAUAAGUAAAAGCGUUUAAAAUUUAUCACCACAUAAAGUGACACGUGUCAGAUUUGCAAAAAAUGGCCUGGUCCUUUAUGUGAAAAAUGGCAGGGUCCUGAAGGGGUUAACCCGAAAAUUCAGUGACAAGACAACAUGUAACAUAUACAGAAUGUCAUGCCAAUGAAAUGCCAUCAGUUGUCGUGUCAGUGACUCGUCACCUGGGUCUAGGAAAUAACAGUUAUGGAAGAUGCUUCCUAGACCAGGAGGAUGCAGGGAAUGGGAUGCAUCUGCCACUGGUUAUGUGCAUAGAGCCUGCGGUUUUGUACAAGGUAAUUUGGUUUUAGUGUUCUGUUCCCUCUGCACGUGUCCAGGAAGCAGCAGAGUAGCAGUGAAGCCCAAAAAUGACACCAGGUUACUACCUGGUAGACAUUUUCUAAUACAGCAAUGGUCUUGCCUGAUCACCAGGGCAGGAUUACACGGUUGUAAAGAAGUUUGGAGAUCAUGUGACACCCAGUGAUACAAGAGAACUGAGAAGGACUCAGACCUCGAUCAUGUUGCCAUCAUCUUCAUCUCAGACUCCGAUGCCAGAGGGAACGAAUGACUGGAAGAUCUUAGAACUCACCAACAGGAUCAUUCAUCUUCUCACUGGAGAGGUCUGGAAGUAUUUAGGGCAUUCAUCUCUCCACAGUGACAAUGUAAUGAAGCAGCACCAACAAAUUACACCUCUAGAAUUGCCAGACAGUUUUCAAGCUAAUCAUGUUGCUACAGAGGUUAAAGAAGAAUCCAUGACAUGUAAAGAUGGCAUUGAUGUAGAGAUUAAUGCAGAAAUGUACUCACUGACACAAGACCCCAAUGGCCACAUUGAGGAAGGUGCAAAUACUUGUAAAGAAAAGACUAUCAUGGACAGUGAUGCCUGUGCACCUACAAAGCUCAUGUGCAACCAAGAGGCGCUUAACAUUAAAGAAGAAGUGGUUCCAAUUAUGAGUCAGGCACAGAAUUUACCGAACAGUAUUAACCAAGAAUCUGAUUCAGAUAAAGCCUCUAAAAUGUGUCCAGCUGCAGAUCACACACUACAGUAUUCAUCCCCUCAUAUUAAGGAGGAGUCUGUUUUAUUUCAGGAAAGAAAUGCUGUGGAUAAAGAAUUGUCUACCAUAGCCCACUCUCCACAGUAUCCGUCUGUCCACAUUAAGCAGGAGUUUGUUCCUUGUCAUGAAAUUGACUCCACAGACACGGACACCUUUACACAAAUAGAUUAUCUGAUACCUUACACUGAUGAAUGUAGUGGAGAAGACAGCGAUUCACCAAGAGCAGAUGGCAGUUCCUCAGCUGCAGCCAUGGAAAAUGAUGGACGAUUUUAUAAAAAGUCCUUCCCCAGAUCUGAGCAAUCAAAAAAUACCACCGAGAAAAGUUACAAAUGCUCGGAGUGUCAAAAAUGUUUCACAAGAAAUGCAGAUUUGGUAAAACACCAAAGGGUUCAUGUACAGUCGCAGUCAAUUAUAUGUUCAGACUGUGGAAAAACCUUUGCCAAAAAUUCCAUGUAUGUAAGGCACCAGAGGAUUCACACGGGGGAGAAGCCAUUCUCUUGUUCAGAAUGUGGGAAGAGUUUCUCCGUCAGUGCCCACCUUAUCACGCAUCAGCGAAUUCACACCGGGGAGAAGCCUUUUGCAUGUUCUGACUGUGGGAGGUCGUUUAACCAGAAGGCUUCCCUCAUCAAGCAUCGCAGGACUCACACGGGAGAGAAACCAUUUGUUUGCGCCGACUGUGGCAAAUGUUUCACAAGUAGCACAAACCUCACGCUGCACCAGCGCGUUCACACCGGGGAAAAACCUUAUUCUUGCUCCGUGUGUGGCAAAUGUUUUAGAAGUAGCCCCAAUCUUAUUUCCCACCAGAGGAUCCACACCGGGGAGAAACCAUACUCAUGUUCAGAAUGUGGCAAGUUUUUUACUAAUAGCUCGGUACUGGUUAGACAUCAUAGGACACACACAGGAGAGAAGCCGUUUUUAUGUUCUGAGUGCGGGAAGUCUUUUACCCGAAACUCACAACUUAUAAAACAUCAGAUGAUCCAUGCUGGACAGAGGCCCUAUUCUAUCACCUAGAAUGUAGGAUAUAGAGGGGAACACAGGAGUAAUUCAAACAAAGACUUGUCCAUAGAGUUUACACAGUUGUAUGCUAAAAUAGUUUAGUUAGUAUUAACAUUGUCUUAACGUCACUUCUCUUCUGUAUGUGCAUUAAAGAAAAUUUGCAGAU